UUGUCCAUCAGGACCCUCAGGAUCCUCUCUGCAAGCUCCUUUCCAGCAGGUCAUGCCCCAGCCUGUACUGAUACUUGUGGUUAUUUCUUCCCAGAUGCAAGACUCUACACUUGCUUUUGUUAAACCUCACCUGGUUUCUUUCUGCCUAGCUCCUCAGUCUGUUCAUAUCUUACUGAAUGGCAGCACAGCCUUCUGCUGUGUCAGCCACUCCUCCCAGCUUUGUAUCGUCAGCAUACUUGCUGAGGGCGGCCACUAUCCCCUCCUCAAGGUCGUUGAAGAUAUUGAACAAGAUCAGACCCAGCACUGACCUCUGGGGAACACCAGUAGUCACAGGUCUUCAACCUAUCUAUAUCUAUCUACCUUAAAGAGAAUACUAGAUAAUAAAAUACCUUCUGCUUUGCAACUUACAUGGUAGUAAUUGUGAUGUUACAGAAUGUGAAAUGUGAUCCUGCUCUUUGUCAUGGUUAUAAAAAUACAUUUUCUUAUUCUUUGCAGUAAUAGCAGUGUUAAAAAAUAGGUGAUUAAUAGCUUACGUGAUUCGGAACUGUUCCAUUUUGGUUCCUUUUUUUUUUGUUGUUUUUGUUUAAGGUCACUAUUAUAAUUUUCACCUUUGGCAUCUAGCAAAAUCUUUCAGUGUAACUAUUACACUGCAUUUAGUUGUAAACAAUAAACUUCAGGAAGGGAAGCUAGAGGAAAUUAAUUAAACUGUCAUCACUUGCUUCUAAAUGAUAAGAAAACAGCUCACUUCUGCACCAUAAAGAGAAAUCUUAGUUUCCCCUAGUAAAAAAAUAAAUUACCUAAAAUGAUUACUACUUCUUACUACUCAGUUGUUUUUUUUUUUAAUUGUAGCUUUAUAAUUGUUUGUCAACAUUUUGUGACAGGAUGAGUAUGAGGAAGUGCUUCAUUAUAUUAUAGUGACUCCAAAGUUUGAACUGUGCAUCCCAAAGCAGUCAGAACCUUCCUCAGAACUGAGAGGAAGGGGCAGAUUUUCAAGUGUAACAGAUGACACCGUUUACCAUAAAACUCCAGAUUUAUUGUCAGUGAAGGAGCGUACUGAGGUCAAUAUGGAACAACUGUGCCCUGUUUCAGAAGAGAUUUCUUCACAAGAGUCCACACACAUUCCAAGAGAAAUUGAUGAAACCAUAGUAACUGAAUUAACUGUACCUGAUGAAAAAGUUACCCAAAUAGAAAAUAUACUUGAUCUCUGGAGUGGAAGUCUUAAGACAAAUGUUCUGAGUGAAUUGAGAAAAUGGAAAUUAAGUUUUAUCGAACAUCACAAGCAUCAAAUGAGACAAGAAAAAGAGAAACAUGCUGAGCAUGUGAAACAAUUGAACAAUGAGAUGGAAAAUCUGAAAGAGUUGCUACGUACUUACGAGAUUUCUAUUGGCAGAAAAGAUGAGGUGAUUACUAACAUGACAGAAGCGUUAGAGAGGAAGAAAGAGAAAAUAGAGUUAAUGAGAAAGUUUACACUGUGGCGGAUUCAGCAAAUUAAAUCUAAACAAGAGGAAUAUACAAACAGAAUAGCAGAUAAACAGUUCCAGACAGCUUUGAAGAAGAAGGUGUGGACAGCAUGGCGCUCUCUUAGUGAAGAAAGAUGGAAAGAAAAAGUAGCUAAAGCCUGUCAGUUAAGGGCAGAAGAUAUCUGUGUUCAGCUUACCAAUGAUUAUGAAGCCAAAAUUGCAGAGCUAACUGCUACUUUGGAACAAACAAAAGCUGAGAUUCUGCGUCUGCACAGUGAAAGAGAGCAGUAUGAAGACACUAUGAAGAAAGCAUUUAUGCGUGGUGUUUGCGCUUUGAAUCUGGAAGCAAUGACCAUGUUUCAAGGCAAGGACAAUAGGACAGAUCCUGAUGCAGGAAGUAGGAGAGAAGAUAACGGUGCUAUUAUAGCAGGAAGGCUACCUCAUUCACAGUACAGUCCCCCUUCACCACCCCCUGCACCAGCAACUACUCUUCACACGGAAGACUUGUUUUCUAUUCACCUGGGUCAUGCAAGCACUUCUCAGACAAGGCUAGAUUCUGAUUCUCCAGUAAUCAUCCCUGGCACAGCUGCAGGAUCUGGGCUGGCAUCAACUCAAAAAUUGCCCAUGGCAAAAGUUAUAACAUCUGCUCAACAGAAAGCAGGGAGAACAAUCACUGCUCGAAUCACAGGCAGAUGUGAUAUGGGACAAAAACACAGAAUUUGUGGUAGUUUAGCAGUGAUGGGAGUUGCUCCACCCAUGAGUUCAGUCAUUGUUGAAAAACAUCAUCCAAUCACUCAGCAAACCAUAUCCCAAGCCACUGCUGCUAAAUAUCCUCGAACUGUGUUCCUUACUUCUGGUUCUACAACUGUGAGACCUGCAGGACAAGCUGGGCGAAUGCUUCAGAGCCAAACUCAUACCAGCGUUCAGUCAAUAAAAGUUGUUGACUGAAUAAAUAUCUUAUACUGGGUGGAGGCUUUUAUCAAGAUACGUAAUUUAAACCUCUUCCCAGUCUUCUCAAAGCUUGACGUAGCAAGACCUAAAAUAUGUAUCAUGUUUUCAGCCCUUUUAACAAAAAAAGUGUUUGCAGAAAGCAUCUGGAGGGGAAAAUGACCUUGAAAUGUUAUUCUACCUCCUAUUUGAAAACUUGAUUAUUAACAUAAACGCUUUAUUUAAAUAAACAAUCUUUUGCACAUUUUCAAAUAAAGGAUAAAAUAUGAUAUUUGUCCGAAGUGCUUGUCUACUUCUGGUAUAAAUGUUAGUGCAUUUAUUUUCAAGUAAAAAAUUAAAUUUA
Molecule: messenger RNA, 2751 nt
Organism: Phasianus colchicus (ring-necked pheasant)
Lineage: Eukaryota; Metazoa; Chordata; Aves; Galliformes; Phasianidae
Source: RefSeq, a predicted model, not a curated record